Microthlaspi erraticum is the source of this 945-nucleotide messenger RNA. The record is from the annotation of a GenBank genome assembly. Lineage: Eukaryota; Viridiplantae; Streptophyta; Magnoliopsida; Brassicales; Brassicaceae.
AUGGAUGGCAUUGAUUCUCAUGUCGAGGAAACACAAGAUGUGAAUCAAAAUCAGAUAUAUACACAAGGACGAGAGCGUGGAAAGUGGGUGGUAAAUGUUAUAGAUUCAGAUUCAAAUGUAACAGAGGAACGUCUCACUGCAAAAGAUGUAUGGGGAAUGGAAAAACGAAGAAUCAUUCUAGAGUUUGGUCCACAUGAUCAACCUGAUGGAGGAAGUGGUGGUAUAUUUGCUACAUGGCUUGGCAUGUUGAGUACGGAUCUGACCAAGUUUCCCAUAAAUUAUGAUGAUUGGAGGAAUGUACAACAAUGGCGAAAGGAUGAUGCUUGGGACUACAUUCAGACUAAGUUUUGUUUUGAUAGUUCAAACAAAAACUAUAAAGACUUUGUGAUGAAGAGCUUGAGUAUGAAGUGCAAAAGUUUAAAAACUCGUCUAUGGGAACAUUUGGGAAGGAACAAUCCUGAAGAAACUUUACAGCUCCGCCCUGACUUUGUUCCAAAAGAACAGUGGCAAGACUUUGUUUAUAUGCAGUUUAGUGAGAGAACUAAGAAUUUGAGAGAACAAAACAAGAUAAGCAGGAGCCAUUACAAGACACCUCAUACUUUAGGGAAGAAAAGCAUUUCUCGAAAGUCGAAAGAAAUUUUUCUUAAGACGGGGAAACGUCCAAGUCGUGCAGAAAUCUAUGUGAGCUCACGCCAAAAAGCUAAUGGAGGAUAUGUUAAUGAAGAAGCUCGUGAUUUAUCGGAAAAAUUAACAGAGAAGAUGGUUCACACUAUAGAAGAUGGUUCAAGUAAAGAUGAUGAAUUCUCUCAAGUUUUUGGCCCCGAACAUCCAGGUCGUGUUUGUUGUGUUGGGCUUGGUCCUACUCCUUCAUCUUUCUUCAAGAAUCGCAUCUCCUAUGAAACAGAAGUGGGCAUAGAACGUGAAGAUGACAGGAUUAUAAGGUAA